Manihot esculenta (cassava) is the source of this 1650-nucleotide messenger RNA. RefSeq names its product transcription factor MYB102. The transcript is spliced from 3 exons. Bases 177 to 1265 code for a protein of 362 amino acids. The record is from RefSeq and is a predicted model, not a curated record. Lineage: Eukaryota; Viridiplantae; Streptophyta; Magnoliopsida; Malpighiales; Euphorbiaceae.
UUGUUUCAUACCCUUCCCCUUUCGCUAUUUAUACAAGUACGCAGCUUUACGGACCCUACAUCUCUCUUGCUCCCCUGCAAAUUUCAAAUCCUCUAAUCCUCUCGAUUUCUGUGGUUCAAAAGACUGAGCAGAGUCACUUGAGCAAGCUCCUGAGUUUUCUAGGGAACGAUAAGAUCAUGGGGAGAGUUCCUUGUUGUGACAAAAAUGGGCUCAAGAAAGGGCCUUGGACGCCGGAGGAAGAUCAGAAACUGAUUGAUUAUAUCCAGAAACACGGAUAUGGAAACUGGAGAACACUUCCAAAGAAUGCUGGGCUGCAAAGGUGUGGAAAGAGUUGUCGUCUUCGCUGGACUAACUAUCUGCGACCCGAUAUCAAGAGAGGUCGAUUUUCUUUUGAAGAGGAGGAGGCAAUAAUUCAGCUGCAUGGUAUUUGGGGAAACAAGUGGUCUGCCAUAGCUGCUCGCUUGCCAGGAAGAACAGAUAACGAAAUCAAGAACUACUGGAACACCCACAUUAGAAAAAGACUUCUCCGAAUGGGAAUUGAUCCUGUGACUCAUAGUCCAAGACUUGAUCUUCUUGAUCUCUCUUCAAUCUUAGGCUCAUCACUCUACAACUCCUCUCAAAUGAACAUUUCUAGGUUCCUCGGGAUGCAGCCCGUGGUUAACCCAGAGCUUCUUCAGUUAGCCUCAUCUAUCAUAUCAACUCAACGUCAAAACCAGAACUUUGUUUCCCAAAAUGGUCAAGAAAAUCGGCUGUGUGAUCUCUCACCCCAAAACCAAUAUCACCCAGUUGUCCAAGCUAGCCAAUUUCAAAGCCAAGUUCAAGAAAUGCCGACUUGUACUACAUUGACAACUCCAUUUGUUCCGUUUUCUAAUGAAACACAACUCAUGGACCCAAACAUCACCGACUUGUGUUCUCAAAACUCUCAAGUGAACCACCAGGAAUGGCAAAGCGAUACUGGAAUGGCUUCAAAUUUAACAGACUAUAUGACCACUCUACCAAGUUUGAACGACUAUUACGUGUCCGAUCAAACUGCUAUUAUGGACCCAUCAUCUGAGACAAGUUCAGCUUUCAUUUCCAAUAACAGCAACCAACAAAAUUUCAGUUUCGCGUCAGUUUUAUCGACGCCUUCUUCAAGUCCAACACCAUUGAACUCAAAUUCAACUUACAUCAGUGGCAGUAGCAGCACCGAAGAUGAGAGGGAAAGCUAUUGCAGUAACAUGUUGAAAUUUGAAAUCCAAGAUAUUUUGGAUGUUAACUUCAUGUAAAAUUUGCAAAAUGAAUCUGAUCAAAGACCAUUUUUUUCUAUUGUCCAUCCAAAAUUUUUGGGCCAUGUUAUCUUAUUUUUCUUCAUCUUACUUUAUCAGCAGGCAAGAUCAUAUUAUCUUAUUACAGUCAUCAUAUUUUAGUGGCAUUAUUGUUUCUAGAAUUUACUUUAUAUAGAUAUAUAAAAAGCAUAAUAAAUUAAAUAAUACACAGUGUUUUCUUGCCCAAUAAUAGCAUACCAAGUAUCAUAUAUAAAAUUAUUUUCUCUUUUUGGCCUUCUCUAAUUUGGAAAUGAUUUAUCUAUAACAGGAAAGGUAAAAAAUCCAACUGCAAAUACCAAACACUUGAAAUAAAAAGGAGGGGAAAAAAAAAAAGAGGAAAAAACAA